Messenger RNA from Anolis sagrei ordinatus, 3973 nucleotides. Lineage: Eukaryota; Metazoa; Chordata; Lepidosauria; Squamata; Anolidae. The record is from RefSeq and is a predicted model, not a curated record.
GGGAACCCGGUGGGCGGCCACCAGUGCUACCGGCUGAUCAUCGUGGACCAGGAGAGCUGCUUUGACCCCACUUCGCAGCUGAACUGCUUCCACGAGCCCAACAUCAAGAACCUGCCCUUGGGCCGCACGGUCUUCUUCGGCGUCCAGCCCAAGUUCACCAACGUGGACAUCCGCAUCACCAUCGACGUCACCUUUGGCGGCGUGGACGUCUACAUCUCCACCUCCUACGAGACCUUUGUGGUGGACGUGGACCGGGCCACGGGCAUCCACUCCGUGCGCGUGGUCUCCCCGGUGGAGGAGGCGGCCGGCCGGUCGUCGUCGUCGCAGAACGGGAGCCAACCACUGCCACCAGUGCGCGAGGCGUGGACACACGGCCUGAUCACGUACAUCACGGUGCGGGAGCAGCAGGCGGUGCUGGCGGUGCGGGGCGUGCGGGACCGCGUGGUCAUCACCUACCCGCACGAGAUCCACGCCCUGAAGUCCAGCCGCUUCUACGUGGUGCUGGUGGGCGUGGGCGGGCCCGGGGGCAACGCCACGGAGUCGCAGGGGCUGCUCUUCUUCCGCCAGGACCAGGCCCACAUCGACCUCUUCGUCUUCUUCUCUGUCUUCUUCUCCUGCUUCUUCCUCUUCCUCUCCGUCUGCGUCCUGCUCUGGAAGGUCAAGCAGUUCCUGGACCUGCGCCACGAGCAGCGCCGCCACCUGCAGGAGAUGACCAAGAUGGCCAGCCGCCCCUUCGCCAAAGUCACCGUCUACUUCGAGCCGGACGCUUCGGGCACCGCGGGCGCGGCGCUUCUACCGCCCAACGCCGAGCUGGUCUUCCUCCCAGCGCGGACGCACAAGCACCCGGCUCUGGCCGCCGCCGCCCCGCCACUGCCCAGCCGCCUGAAGCCGUUCCACGAAGCGCCCUACCCGGUGGCCCACUUCCGCCGCUCGGAGCCCUUCCUCUCCCACCUGAUGGGCUACUCCUACUCCAGCUUCCGAGUGGGGCCCAUCACCCUGGAGCCCACCGACGACGGCAUGGCCGGCGUGGCCACCGUCCUCUUCCAGCUACCAGGAGGCAUGCAGGCCCCCAACCGCGCAUGCCUGGGCUCGGCCCUGGUCACCCUGCGACACAACCUCCAGGACUAUUGCAGCAGCAGCCAUGGGGCAAGCAGCUCCCGCAAGGGCCUCCUCAGCCACGAGAACCUCACCAGCAUGUCCCUAUGAGGAGGAGGAGCACGAGGAGGCGGUGCCACGCAUGGUGGCGGGUGUCCAUCCGCAGCUCUGGACUCACACUUUCCAGUGACCUCAGCGGGAGAUGCGUGAGAAGCAAUUUUUUGUGCACCAAUAUGGUAGCCCACCAUCGUGCCACAGAUUUAGACAUCGGCACCAGGGAGAACUAUGUCUCUCUUGCAUCUAGAUUGCAAAGAUCUAGGUGUCGCCCUUCUUUGCAGUUCUUUGCACCAGUCUGAUGUCAUCUAGAGAUGCAGAGGAGGCCAUCAGUGGAUGCAUUCGGAUGCUGGAAAUGCACAAGAGACAAUCGUUGAUGCACCAAUAUGGUAGCCCACCAUCGUGCCACAGAUAUAGACAUCGGUAACAGGGAGAACUAUGUCUCUCUUGCAUCCAGAUUGCAAAGAUCUAGGUGUUGCCCUUCUUUGCAGUUCUUUGCACCAAUAUGAUGUCAUCUAGCGAUGCAGAGGAGGCCAUCAGUGGAUACAUUUGGAUGCUGUCCACUUUAGUGCCAAGAAUAUAAACAUCGGCACCAGGGAGAACUAUGUCUCUCUUGCAUCCACUUUUCACAUUCGUGCCAUGAAUAUAAACAUUGGCAACAGGGGGGAACUAUGUCUCUCUUGCAUCCAAAUUGCGAAGAUCUAGGUGUUGCCCUUCUUUGCAGUUCUGUGCACCAAUAUGAUGUCAUCUAGAGAUACAGAGGAGGCCAUCAGUGGAUGCGUUUGGAUGCUGUCCACAUUCGUGCCAAGAAUAUAAACAUUGGCACCAGGGGGAACUAUGUCUCUCUUGCAUCCACUUUUCACAUUCAUACCAUGAAUAUAAACAUCGGCAACAGGGGGGAACUAUGUCUCUCUUGCAUCCAGAUUGCAAGAUCUAGGUGUUGCACUUCUUUGCAGUUCUGUGCACCAAUUUGAUGUCAUCUAGCAAUGCGGAGGAGGCCAUUAGUGGAUGCAUUUGGACGCUGUCCACAUUCGUUCUAUGAAUAUAAACAUUGGCACCAAGGGAACUAUGUCUCUCUUGCAUCCAGAUUGGAAAGACCUAGACGUUGCCUGUGCUCUUUUCUUGCAGUUCUGUGCACCAAUUUGAUGUCAUCUAGAUGCAUUUGGACACUGUUUACAUUCGUGCCAUUAAUAUAGACAUCGGCUCCAGGCAGAACUAUGUCUCUCUUGCAUCCAGAUUGCAAAGACCUAGGCGUUGCCCUUCUUUGCAGGUCUGUGCACCAAUUUGAUGUCAUCUAGAGAUGCGGAGGAGGCCAUCAAAGGAUGCAUUUGGACACUGUUUACGUUCGUGCCAUUAAUAUAAAUAUCUGCACCAAGGGAACUAUGUCUCUCUAGCAUCCAGAUUGCAAAGACCUAGGCAUUGCCUGUGCUCUUUUCUUUGCAGCUCUGUGCACCAAUGUGAUGUCAUCUAGAGAUGCAGAGGAGGCCAUCGAAGGAUGCAUUUGGACACUGUUUACAUUCGUGCCACUAAUAUAAACAUCGGCACCAGGGGAAACUACGUCUCUCCUGCUGUUGGAUUGGACAUGCUGGCCAUUGCCUUCUGUGUCUUGAUUGGAGACGCCAUGAACCAAAAUGGCUAGCUCCUGCAAAUGGAAGCAGCUUCCCAUGCAACAUGGCCCACAGUCAUGCCACGAAUAUAGAGACAUUGGUACCAGGUGGGACUACGUCUCUCUUGCAUCCAGAGUGGAUGCAGCUGGACAUUGUCUCUGCUACUUCAUCUAUGGUUCUGUGCACUGUUUCAAUGCCAUCUGGGGAUGUUUUGGAGGAGAAGGCGGCAACUGGUGACAAUCCAAUGUGGCGGUGCUCACAUUUGUGCCACGGGUAUAGAGACAUUGGUACCAGGUGGAACUACGUCUCUCUUGAAUCCAAAGUGGAUGCAGCUGGACAUUGUCUCUGCUACUUCAUCUAUGGUUCUGUGCACUGUUUCGAUGUCAUCUGGAGAUGUUUCGGAGGAGAAGGCAGCAACUGGUGACAAUCCAAUGUGGCGGUGCUCACAUUUGUGCCACGGGUAUAGAGACAUUGGUACCAGGUGGAACUACAUCUCUCUUGCAUCCGGAGUUGAUGCAGCUGGACAUUGUCUCUGCUACUUCAUCUAUGGUUCUGUGCACUGUUUCGAUGUCAUCUGGAGAUGUUUCGGAGGAGAAGGAGGCAACUGGUGACAAUCCAAUGUGGCGGAUGCAUUUGUGCCACAGGUAUAGACACCGGCUCCAGGUGGAACUAUGUCUCUCCUGCAUCCAGAGUGGAAAGACCUGCACGUUGCCUGUGCACCAAUUCAGUGUCAUCUAGAGAUGUGGAGGAGGCUAUUGUCAUCUAGAAAUGCAGAGGAGGCAAUCCGUGGAUGCAUUUGGACGUUGCCCACAUUCGUGCCAUGAAUAUUGACACUGGGCACCAGGGGGAACUAUGUCUCUCCUGCUGCCGGAUUGGACAAACUGGCCAUUGCCUUCUGUGCUGCCUUUUGUGUCUUCAUUGGAGACACCGUGAUCCAAGAUGGCCGGUUCCUGCAAAGGGAAGGAGCCUCUCGUGCAACAGGGUUGAGACACGUGUGCAAAAGAUGGAUUGUAAACUCGGGGGGUUUGGGGGUCCCGUGGGCCUUGUUUCCUCUCUCUCUGUUUCCGUUUCUUUUCCUGUCCUGAGUUUUCCUUUAUUUAAAACUAAUUUCCUUGAAGGGUCGUGAUGGUCUGCUGGCCACCACUGUCUCCAGCACAAUGACAAUCGCCCCCCACACCAAAAAACAAAACAAUAAUAAAGAGAGUUUGCUGCCUACA